AGCAAAAAUAUAAUUAAUCUGACGCGCAAAUCUGCCAUUUCACACAUUGUUCCAAGCGGUUUUGCUGUUACAUAUUUUUAUAUAUUUUUUUUCUUUUACCUUUUGGAAAAUCCGACGCACGAGUGGAGAGCAUCGUUUGUUUUUUGUUUUUUCUCCUUCACCGGUGGAAAGACUCGUCCAUACUCGGCCCCUGGGAUUGGGAAUUGAUAGAAAACGGGGCAUCUUUUCGAUCACUUGACGCGAUUUUGACUUGGACUUUGUGAGAGGAGCAGGUGCCACCAGAGUCCGUUGGGUGUCGGCUGAGUAGCUAAGGGAUGGCUACUUUACCAGGAACUGUGCCUCGAAUGGUGCGUCCGGCGCCAGGCCAGAAUUACCCCCGAACCGGUUUCCCCUUGGAAGUAUCAACCCCUCUGGGUCAAGGUAGAGUGAACCAGCUAGGCGGAGUGUUCAUCAACGGGAGGCCGCUGCCAAAUCACAUCCGACACAAGAUAGUGGAGAUGGCCCACCACGGCAUCCGGCCCUGUGUAAUCUCGCGACAACUGCGAGUUUCUCACGGUUGUGUCUCCAAGAUUCUCUGUCGAUACCAAGAGACCGGGUCCAUUCGUCCGGGGGCCAUUGGAGGCAGCAAGCCCAGGCAGGUGGCAACUCCGGAUGUGGAAAAAAGGAUCGAGGAGUACAAGAGAGAAAACCCGGGUAUGUUCAGCUGGGAGAUCCGGGAUAAGCUGCUGAAGGACGGAGUGUGCGACAGAAGCACUGUUCCUUCAGGUGAGGCUUCAUCUGUGAGCUCCAUCAGCCGCGUGUUGAGGGCCCGAUUUGGCAAAAAAGAUGACGAGGAUGACAGUGAUAAGAAGGAUGAAGAUGGAGAAAAGAAAACAAAGCAUAGCAUCGAUGGCAUCCUCGGUGAUAAAUGCAAUCGCACAGAUGAGUGCUCAGAUGUAGAUUCGGAGCCUGACUUGCCCCUGAAGAGGAAGCAGAGGCGCAGCCGCACCACCUUCACUGCCGAACAGCUGGAGGAGCUGGAGAAGGCUUUUGAAAGGACACAUUACCCAGACAUCUACACUAGAGAGGAGCUGGCUCAGAGGACGAAGCUGACAGAGGCCAGAGUGCAGGUGUGGUUCAGCAAUAGACGGGCUCGGUGGCGCAAACAGGCCGGAGCCAAUCAGUUAGCUGCCUUCAACCACCUGCUUCCUGGAGGAUUCCCACCCACAGGGAUGCCAACUUUACCCACGUAUCAACUACCAGAGUCGAGCUACCCUAGUACAACGCUAUCACAAGAGGUCAGCAGCACGUUGCACAGACCACAACCUCUGCCACCGUCGUCCAUGCACCAGGGUGGCCUGAGCGCCGACAGCAGCUCUGCUUACGGCCUCUCGUCCAAUCGCCACAGCUUCUCCACCUACUCCGAAACCUUCAUGAGCCCAUCGGCAUCCAGCAACCACAUGAACGCUGUCGGCAAUGGCUUGUCUAUGAGGGUGAUGAGCAUCCUUAGUAACCCCAGCGCUGUACCCUCUCAGCCCCAGCACGACUUUUCCAUUUCCCCCCUGCACAGCAGCCUGGAGAGCACCAAUCCCAUCUCAGCCAGCUGUAGCCAGCGCUCUGACACCAUCAAGAGCGUGGACAGCCUGGCUUCAACCCAGUCAUACUGCCCCCCCACCUACAGCGCCACCAGCUACAGUGUGGACCCGGUCACAGCAGGCUACCAGUACACCCAGUACGGUCAGACUGCUGUGGACUACCUGGCUAAGAACGUAAGCUUGUCCACCCAGAGGAGGAUGAAGCUGGGAGACCACUCGGCUGUGCUGGGAUUGCUGCAGGUGGAGACAGGACAGGCCUACUAGGAACCUCGGGACACGUCCUGCAGCUCUCUCUCUCUUUCCCCUCCACCCUCUGCCACCCUCCACAAUGCUCCUCCAUGCCCCAUCAGGAAUGGACUCCGGUUCCGGCUUAGAAGAUGUGGCCCUUGGACGAGAACUAAACUUUUCACGCUGUUGUCAGCUGCCAGGCAGCUCGACACCUUCUGCUGCAUCUCUGCCUACUCCCAAACAUUCCCAACCCAAACCAGGACCCAGCAGGACCAGCCCAGAGGCAGCUCGGCCCGGGUUCCUCUUUGUCAUGGCUGCAGUCCAGCACACAUUAGAGCCAUCAACAUGUACUUUCCUGUUCAUAGUAGUUAACAAAGCCAAUAUCAUUUAAACAACUCUUAUCCCUCUUCUUUUUUGAUAUUGUUAAGCUUAUCGAUGCAGUUAUAUGAUUAUGAUUAACGUGAUUUAUGUUGUUCUUUGAUUCCAUUCGUAUCUCUUUUCUCCGUUAGAUGUCGGUGUGUAAAACAUAACGGAUGAGUGAGGCAAUUUGGUAGCGAGCAUCUGCAUAUGUGCACACUUUAGAGAGGAUGAUUGUUUUCCAAGCUGCUCUUCCCUGUUCCCUGAGCUCUAAUAUUGGCGAACGAUAUGACCUUCCUACUUUCAUAUUCGUCUUGACAUUCCUAAAGAACUUGGCCACUCUGUGGGAAGUCUGGCUGGAUGGAUUCUGCAGGGACAAAAGCUUUCCCCUUCUAACCUCCAUCCCAUCCUUAGCCGCAGUCCGUGGGGAGGGGGCAUUGUUUUCUAAAAACAGGAUUGGGGAAAUUAAUGUAUUUUGUUUAGAAAUAUGGACCUUGCCAAGAAGGGCUAACGCAAUUCCACCUCCUCUGCCCUCUCCUAAAUCCCAUCUGCCAGGGAAUCCUGUGUGACUUAAAAAGUGCAAAGCAGAUUAAAUCACACAAAUGUAAUGUCAAAGCUAAUUCACAGCGUCCCUUCCAAUGGGAGCCAGUAGGGUUGGAACGACUAGUAGUGGUGAUGGGCACAGCUAACCUAAAAAUUAGCUUUGAUAACCACUAAUCCACUAACUGAAAAGGUAAGUGCGAUGACACUAAACCAAUAAACCUCUAAUGCAUUUUGUUGAAGCCAGCAAUAACUGCUAACUUUUAUGAUAUACAUUUAUCUUUAGCUUCAUGUUUUGGCUCUAAAACCCUGAUAUCAGCGCUAACGAGCUGAAAUGUUAAUAUGUUGAAGCAUAAACAUGGAGGUUUCCAAAAAGGUUUUAGCCUGCCAAGA
Messenger RNA from Thalassophryne amazonica, 3092 nucleotides. RefSeq names its product paired box 7a (gene pax7a). The transcript is spliced from 10 exons. Gene Ontology annotation, molecular function: RNA polymerase II cis-regulatory region sequence-specific DNA binding; DNA-binding transcription factor activity, RNA polymerase II-specific. Gene Ontology annotation, biological process: anatomical structure development; regulation of transcription by RNA polymerase II. Bases 315 to 1838 code for a protein of 507 amino acids. Lineage: Eukaryota; Metazoa; Chordata; Actinopteri; Batrachoidiformes; Batrachoididae. The record is from RefSeq and is a predicted model, not a curated record.